AUGACGAGGCGAGGCCAAAAUCCUGAAGAAGGGCGACAGGGAGGAGGGACGCUGAAUAAUAUCGAGGAAGCAAAUCAACUGUUACGAGCCAUUUUACUUUGGACUGGGGAGGAGAAAGAAGUCUUGGAUGGACAACGAGACAUUAAGGACCUCCUGCUUAAGUACAAACUUAGGCCAAAUGAGAACACAUUCUUACCCCCGCUGGUCGUGUCUCUAGUUAAGGUGACCUGGAAGAACUCAGAGGAAUCGAAACCAUUCAAGAAAUGUAUGGCAUUCCUAAGCGGCUUUUUUCAACCUAUCGACUGCACGGAAGUGCAACUAAUGCGAUGGAUGCUCAAACAUCAACUCCAAGAUAAAAACGUACAGGAAAUUUGCGUUUACAACAACUACUCCCCUUGUUUCGGAUGCUGCACAAUGCUCUUGAAGCCCGAGUACGAUGUCUUGGUUGGUCAAAUGCACAUGAAGUAUCGAGCCCAGAGAGAAAAGAACACGGAAUUUCAGAAGCUGAAGGUAAAAAUGACAUGCCAAUCGCUCAGUAGAGCAGACAUGGAGGAUCUGGUAGAUCAGUCCGAAUUGGUGAUCAGUCCAAAUGGGUGGCAAGCAAUGGAAAAUCAACAGAAAGUUCACCUUCUGUACACCAUCUUCUAUUGGACUGGAGAAGAGACCAAACUCAUGAACGAUGAAAAGGAUGAAAAGAAAAAAGAAGCCCAAUUUCUUCAUUUUCUCUGGAACGAACGCGACAAGGACGUGGAGAAUCGGUCGCUUCAUUCGGGUGGAACGAGUGGAGAAACUAGAGCUGCCGGUUAUGUGGUUUAUCUUGCCUACAGGCUAGAGGAAAUCCGAACCUCGACCCAAGCUCAAAGCUGCGACCCCACGACGCCGAAACCGAGCGAGAAGAAACGCACUGAGCGAAACCCGGAAAACAUCCAGGAGGCGAGGGUCGUCGACCCCCUCCCCACCCAUGGCCUCGACUCGCCUCGACUCGACUGA
Molecule: messenger RNA, 990 nt
Organism: Darwinula stevensoni
Lineage: Eukaryota; Metazoa; Arthropoda; Ostracoda; Podocopida; Darwinulidae
Source: the annotation of a GenBank genome assembly